AUCAAUAAUACAGUGAAUUUAAACAAAGUGAAACAAUUAUGGAAUGACAAUGUUAACAAAUGUUACAUAAUUUAUUAUAUUAUAUUUAUUAUAUUAUAUCAUACAAAAUAUUUAGUUGACUGUUAAAUAUGAGUCGCUUGUGCUGGGCUGGGAAAAGUCAAACUGGAAGAAAAAGGCAAAAUCCAUAAUACCUUGUCCUUGAAUGGAUCGUUGAGUGCCACAUAAACCUGGAUGUGACUACACAAUAAUCAAUGCGACCAUAAUCAACUGAUCUCAUGGACAUAAACAAAAAAUGUGCUCUGCUCGGUGACGAAGAGCCUGCCGGUGUCACCUUUUGACGUAAAGACGUCAGAGGUUAGAGGUUGCCUUUCAAUAAAAGGCGCCCGAAUCCACAGGAGCAUCAGAGGACCAGCAGCAGAAGAGGCGGGAAUAUUACCAGUGUUUUCACUCUCCAAAGACCAACUGAUACUCAGGAUGCACAGGUGUGUCGGUGGAGUUUGUGUGUCUCUCAUUGUGUGCGCGUUUCUGACAGAAACACUCGGGAUGGUGAUCGCGGCAAAAGAGAAGAGAGGAUGGACCCUGAACAGUGCUGGUUACCUCCUCGGUCCUCAUGCCAUUGAUAGUCACAGGAGCCUCAGCGACAAACACGGACUGGCAGGAAAGAGAGAAAUGCCUUUAGAUGAGGAUUUCAAGACAGGAGCUCUGAGGAUAGCAGAUGAGGAUGUCGUCCAUACCAUCAUUGACUUUCUUUCGUAUCUCAAAUUAAAAGAAAUUGGGGCUCUGGACAGCCUGCCGUCCUCUCUCACAUCAGAAGAGAUCAGUCAACCCUAAAUUUGACCGAAGUGAGCACUCGCACACCCUGACCUCCUCCACUGUGUCACGCUGAACUCUUUCUCUCUCAGAGGCUGUUCAUUCACACUCAUAACACGCUAAACCUUCAAUAUGGCCACGUAUUCACAAUCACUCGACGGCUGAUGUGGAGAUGGAUUCAAAAAUAAAACUCAUAAAUGGCAUUCCACUCA
This is a messenger RNA of Danio rerio (zebrafish), 1022 nucleotides long. The record is from RefSeq and is a predicted model, not a curated record. NCBI's taxonomy places the organism in Eukaryota, Metazoa, Chordata, Actinopteri, Cypriniformes, Danionidae.